Messenger RNA from Capronia coronata CBS 617.96, 1311 nucleotides. RefSeq lists its product as uncharacterized. The transcript has a single exon. NCBI's taxonomy places the organism in Eukaryota, Fungi, Ascomycota, Eurotiomycetes, Chaetothyriales, Herpotrichiellaceae. The coding region runs from base 1 to 1311 and encodes 436 amino acids. The record is from RefSeq and is a predicted model, not a curated record.
AUGAGCCCUGUCAUCCAAAACAAGAACUCAGCCAAGCCACUCCCACAACUCCCAGAUAUGGUACAUGCUGUCUCUACCACAGAUGACAUUGCCCUUCCCUUGCGGACCGCCCCGCUGCCUUCAACUCCCAGGAAGGUGAUGGAGAUUGUGGAAGAAGAAGAAGACACUGAGCGCAUGAGAGAUCUUGGUCCCCCUCCUCUCCUUCGACUUGACUUGGCGGACGCGCUCUCUCUCAGCCAGCGUAGAAGACGCAGUCAAUCCUCUGGCGAGAUCGAUUUUGACAUCGCAUAUUACAGUAUGGCCCCAAUCAUCACAGGCCCGGAAACACCUACCGCAGCUGAAAAGCAGAGCCCCAGGCCGAGCCCCUGUGUCUCUGUCAGAGUCAAAACUGCGCCGCUCGAGGACUGGGAAGAUGCUAUAGACGAUUCCUGGGACCAAGCUGUCGAGCUUGAAGAUGUUGAGGAUAGACACAGUUCUGAAACGAUGGUGGAACGGUCAAAGCUACCCAGCCGUCAUCAUGAGAACCUUCUGAGGGUUGAACAACGCGCUGCUAACGAAACUUCUUCUUCGGGUUCGACUCCAUUGAUGAUGCACGUGGCGCGUAAACCAGUACCACUGAACCAAGCCGAACCUCAGCUCAACCCGUCGCGUUAUCUGGAUGGCGAAACUUCAUCAUCUUUGCUGGGGCUUGGUAUCGAGUCUGUUCACUCGAUGCCCAACGUUGCUCCCGCACGCCCCGAUUCAGGAUGCAUUGGACAACGCGAUAGUCGUCUCGACUCGGCGGAUUUGUUCCGUCCCAAUUUCAUACGAAGCCCAAAUUCUUCCAUGAGCAAGUCGAGCUCUCAAGAGAGCAUCAUUCUUUCCAUUGCCUCUUCUAUCAUUGGGACACAUCGGUCGUCGAAUUCUAGUACCAGUUUGUCGGAUUUGGCCCGCCUGGCCAAUUUCGGAGGAUCAGUGGACAACCUCAAGCUUGAACUUGAGGGAUCCGUUCUUCCGGUGGAAGGUCGUCUGAGAUACGGAAGUCAAGAGACCAUCCGCAAGGAAUUUCAGAGACCUCUUGAUUCUCCAACCGAAGCCUUCGACGCUCGUCCUGAUUCUCCAACAACCUUUACAACUUUUCCGAAUCCAAAACAUGAUCGCGGAGCAUCCGCACCGCAAGUUUCUAUCCCCGACAGAAACUCAUCCAUGGCCGGAGCUGAAACCUCGCGGACUCCUGGUGGCCGUAAGCGUGCAGGUACAACGACCUCUCGUCCCCGUGGCAAUACUCGAGUCUCCUAUUCUUUGUUCCCGACCACCACAUCACCAAAGUGA